AUGCUCCAGCGAGCGCUGGGACACCUGGACCGGCUACACCGGACACCUGAUGGCAGGGCCCUCCUAGAACUGCUUCGCAGCCUACCAUCGUCACGGAUGGGAGGGCUCUGCCUUCUCUACGAGCAGAUGGUGACUCACCCACCAGUGGCGGUUCCCUCACCGCCACCACAUCACCGGCCACCGGAGGUCCACCUCUCCCUCGAUGGGGCUACAAAGCGUGGGACACCUGUGACCGCUCUGCAGCAGGCAGCAUCCUGCAAACUCCACGAACAACUGGAGGGUCGGCUGCAGGUGUUCACCGACGGAUCUGUGAUGCCGGAUGGAUACCGACGGUCCCAGGAGGUGUACCUGCCCUCCCACCUGCCGCUUUACUACUGUUCUGCGAUCGUCGUGUACAGCUACUACUUGCACGCAUCGUCCGGGACGAUCGUGUGGAAGUACCCAAAAGCCGCGAACUACAUGACCAGCCUGCGGACCUUGAAGACCAGCGGCCAGCUCCGUCACCGUCUGAACAACAUCACUGUGUACUUCACGGUCGGGGGAGAGCGCGAGGACAGCACCAACCUUUCGAUGGUCGCCGCAGACGAUACCCUUCGGAAGCGCUUCGCGACAUCUGCGUAUAAUGAGUCUGACGUCAGCAAAUUAUGGGAGGGGAUAAAUGUGGACUGGAACUAUCCGGGAGACCCGUGCAGCCACAACGUUUUCCGCCAGGACCUUUUCUUUCGGCUGCUAACGGCGCUUAACGGCACUGGUUUGCGCCUCAUCGUCAGCGUUCCACCGGUGAAGUCGCGGCUGAGUGCCUACAGCCUCGACAAAAUGGUCAGCUCAGUCGAUUACGUCAUCAUCAAGACGCACACGCACACGGCUUCCCCAUCACUGCUCAAUCUCGUCAGGUGCAGCGGCGACCAAGGAGUCGCGGCAGAUGUUUUCAACGCAGCGCUCAGUACGUUCAACAUGACCGACAAGGCGAAUCUGGGAUACAGCAUCUCGGUGGGUCCCGAGACGUUCAAGGCCCCGGUCGCCCAGCUGGGAGCUCCUGUCCUGGGCAUGAUUCGAUGGGACGCCAACACGCGUCAGCCCGGCCGGACGAGCUACGCCUCCGUGUGCAAAGAGAAGCCUGUUCUCGAGACGCCAUCGCACCCUCAGUGCCUCAUGGUAGCCCGCCCGAUUGACAGCCAAACUGUGCAGGUGGCGACGUUCGCUAACGAGAAGGCGCUGCAGCAGCGCAUGAACCGCACGUACGCGGACCAGAUGGCCAUGGCACCGGUGGCCGUGUUCGACAUCGACCUGGACGACUUCGCUGGAAAGUGCACCGGCGUCAUGUCUCCGCUCAUACGUGCCGUGGCCACGGGACCCGGCUGACCCGUCAGUGACGAUGGUCGGCGUGCAGGGAUUGAGUGACCAGGAAAUGGUCUCACUCCCUGCG
Messenger RNA from Dermacentor silvarum, 1426 nucleotides. RefSeq names its product probable chitinase 10. Gene Ontology annotation, molecular function: chitin binding. Gene Ontology annotation, biological process: carbohydrate metabolic process. The coding region runs from base 1 to 1362 and encodes 453 amino acids. NCBI's taxonomy places the organism in Eukaryota, Metazoa, Arthropoda, Arachnida, Ixodida, Ixodidae. The transcript is spliced from 5 exons. The record is from RefSeq and is a predicted model, not a curated record.